AUGGAUACAACCGGCGACCAGAUUGUACCGUUCUCAAGUGUUUGGGUAAUGCAGUCAGCGGAACUUGAAUUUCGGAAUGAGCUGAUGGGGCGUCUGCAAAAAUUGGAAUCUAACCUCGAACUGGAUGUUGUGCCCAGCACGCAGCAUCACCCUGAACCAAACUCGCCCGUGCCGUCCUCCGGCCUGUCUACUUACGCCGGUCUAAGUUACGAACAGUAUGGCAAAGAGCUGUUUAUCGCUGGCCACAAAAGUCGGGAUAUGUUGUGCCCGGACACGGACGACUCCUUUCUGCGGCCACCGCUGUGGGAGGACAUCACCAGUUCGAUACAAAACAUUGACCCCGAGAAUGCCAUCAUGCUGGGCAGUAUGAACGGUACGCCCCAGGUCAAGAUGGAAGCGGCCGACGAAGCGCUCCUAGAGCCCCUGUCCUCGCCAUUGCUCAGUCCGUUAGAGAUCAAAACCGAAAAGAGCUACCUUCUAGUGCAAAGCCUUCACGAACAACAACAACACCAUCAGCAGCAGCAGCAACGCUACUGCAUAGUUCACGGUCAGCCUCAGCAAACCCCGAACGGGUACAUGGUGGAGACGGCCGACGGUGGCGGUAGCCCACGGCACCACACCAGCCUCUCUCCGCAACGCCACCACCCCCAGCCGCAGCAGCUUCAGCAGCAGCCUCUUCAUCAACACACGCUGACUCAGGAGCACCAGCUGCUCUGCCAUCCCCAGCAUCAUUUGCACGCGACGGCCAACCAGAUGUAUCACCACUGCAAGUACAUGCCGUCGCAGUGUGCGUCCAUGUGCCCUGCUCCGCUCUCGAGGCUAAUGUACGUGCCACCGCUGACGCCACCCAACUCGGACCCCGGAAGCCCCGGCAACACUUUGCAGAAUCCAUCUCGGAGGACUCCGCCUCCUCCGUACCAGCAGCAGCAGCAGCAGCAGCAGCAGCAGCUAGCCAUUCCUCAAAAUCAUCUCCACCAUCAUGGGCAGGAGAGCAUCCUGGGCCUUGGCCCGUCGGUUAUCGUUCCUCCGACGAUCCAGCUUCAUCAGCUGCACCACUCGUCCCUGACGCAGCCAGAAUCCAACGGGCCGCAGCCAAAUCCAAGUGCACCGGAUCUAGUAGCCACGGCAGGGGACGUUGGGGGCAGUACGCACGUUGGUUACGCACGCGGAAGUCGGUCCGACGAAAGUGGUGGACGGGCAGUGGCCGGCAGAAGUGCUGCCAGCAAGGCGUCGAUGGCGAAUGGCGGCGGUGGCAACCGUGGUUCCGGCUCGAAACGGACAACGUCAGCGGUGCACAGCCUCAGUAGUGUGCUGAGCAGUGCGACUAUGGUAAAGCACAUUGCGGGCCGCUACAAUCGACGCAACAAUCCCGAGCUGGAGAAACGGAGGAUACACCACUGUGAUUUUAUCGGAUGCACGAAGGUGUACACCAAAAGUUCGCACUUGAAGGCCCAUCAACGAAUACACACCGGUGAAAAACCCUACACUUGCCAGUGGCCCGAGUGCGAGUGGCGGUUCGCCAGAUCGGAUGAGCUGACCCGCCACUAUCGCAAGCACACCGGGGCCAAGCCGUUCAAGUGCAUCGUCUGCGAACGCAGCUUCGCCCGCAGUGAUCACCUAGCGCUUCACAUGAAGCGACAUUUACCAAAAAAUAAAUAG
Messenger RNA from Anopheles bellator, 1659 nucleotides. Its product is annotated as dendritic arbor reduction protein 1-like. The record is from RefSeq and is a predicted model, not a curated record. Gene Ontology annotation, biological process: regulation of transcription by RNA polymerase II. NCBI's taxonomy places the organism in Eukaryota, Metazoa, Arthropoda, Insecta, Diptera, Culicidae. Gene Ontology annotation, molecular function: DNA-binding transcription factor activity, RNA polymerase II-specific; RNA polymerase II cis-regulatory region sequence-specific DNA binding.